Messenger RNA from Austrofundulus limnaeus, 1402 nucleotides. It is a transcript of the gene rab20, whose product is annotated as RAB20, member RAS oncogene family. NCBI's taxonomy places the organism in Eukaryota, Metazoa, Chordata, Actinopteri, Cyprinodontiformes, Rivulidae. The record is from RefSeq and is a predicted model, not a curated record. Gene Ontology annotation, molecular function: GTPase activity; GTP binding.
GCCGGGAACAGUUCCACGGUUUGGGCUCCAUGUACUGCCGAGGUGCAGCCGCUGUCAUCCUCACCUACGACGUCACGAGCUGGCAGAGCCUCGGCGAGCUGGAGGAACGCUUCCUGUCCCUGACCGACACCGCCGACCACGACUGCAUCUACGCCUUAGUGGGCAACAAGGCGGAUCUCACCGACCCUAAAGCCCAGCUGGCCCUGGACUCCGAUGGACUCUCUGAGGAGCGAACCGGCGGCGACGAGGAGAGGACAGAACCGCAGGUGCCGCCCGCCUGCACCACGCCUCCAGCUUCCCCCGUGUCCCUCUCUGGUUCGGCACUCCGCAAACAGGUGAGCCGCGAGGAUGCGAUGGCGCUUUACGGAAGGAUCCUGCGGUACAAAGGCCUGGACGAGAAGAGCGGACUCCCAGCAGACRAGAUGUGCUUCGAGACCAGCGCCAAGACCGGCUACAACGUGGACGCUCUGUUCGAGACGCUGUUCAAGCUGCUGCUGCCGUCCAUCCUGAGGAAGAGGAACGAGGACAAGGAGUCGCCAACGGUUGUUCUGGAAGAAUCCGGGGGGGCCAGCAGCAAGCGGGGCAAAUCCUGCUGCUAGGACCCAAAACAGGAGCCGARAGGCUUUCACUAUCAAACUCAUUUUUAACAUGUCUGUCCAGAUUCAAACUGAUGACACCCAUGUUUCACCUUAACUGAGACUUGAUAGAAAACGCACACACACAUGCUGUGAAGAGUAUCAGGAAGUGCAAAUAUAAUCAGAGAACUUUAGCUUUUUUUCUGUGAGGAAGGGACAUAUCACUGUAAUAUCUGAAACCUUCCUCAGUAAUGACUGAAACUGCACUUAGUCUGCCAAAGAUGUCUGAAAGAGAGAGAGAGACAGAUUCAAAGAAAAAAAAAAAGACAAUCACCGGUCUUUGUGAAUGUUUUACUCAUGUAAUUUCACUAAUUUAACUGCACUAAUCGUUAGCAGGGUGACACAUUUCGCUGUAAUUUGUUUUAAUCACAUAUCACUUUAUUUUCACCUAAUUGUUUUUUUACUAGCAUUAAAACUGAUCUUUGUAUUCAAACCUCGAGCAAAUAAGUGUCAAAUAUUCUUGUUGAACUUUGUAAAAAGUACUGUCGUAAUAAAGAGUUUUAUUUUGCUGUUGACUUUUUUUUUGUCACAUUUCAAAACAUUUUAUCUUAUAAAACAGUGUUAGAAAAUGAUCAUUUCUGACACAAAGCAGAUUUUUGUAAAAUGGAUUAUUUAGGUUUUAUUGGAUUAUUUUUAAACGGUUGUGUGAUGCAGAACGUUUAACCUACUUUCUAAGCAAAGUAAAAUGCGGUAAUCUGACCCAGAAUCACUGAUCCUGUGUUCACGUUCUGUGUUGGGCUGUCAGUGUAGUUAAAAAAAAAAAAAAA